UAGUGGCGCAAGAGAUUGACAUUCCCAAGGAAAUUCCUCCUGAAACAUUGAAAAAGUGCUGUAUUUUCCUCAAUUUCACCAAAUAAGAGAUGUCAACGCAGAAAUCUGAGGUGAAAAUCAUGCCGCGGGCGAUUGUUUGCGAGGACACAAAUCUCCGGGGCGACAUCACCAUCUCCGGAGGAUGCGUGAUCCAUCCCAGUGCCACGAUCGUGGCCGAGUCGGGUCCCAUCAUAAUUGGCGAGAAUUGCAUCGUGGAGGAGUACGUCUCGAUCGUCCAUCGCGUGCCUCCCGGACAGGCUGUGCAGAGCGAUCGGCCGCCCGUUCUGGUCAUCGGCGCCAACAAUGUGUUCGAGGUGGGAUGUCGCAUUGAGGCGCUGAAGAUCGGCGAGAGGAACAUCUUCGAGUGCCACUCCUCCGUGUCGGCGGACGUGAAGAUCUCGAAUGGCUGCGUGAUUGGCGCCGGAUGUCACUUGACUGGCGCCCAGGAUUUGCCGGAAAACACUGUGAUCACCGGGAAGGAUUGCAUUCUGCGCGAGGCGCUAGAGAAGCAAUCCACGCAGACGCUCCAGCUGGACUUCCUGCGGAAAGUGCUGCCGAACUAUCAUCACAUCCGGAAGGUGACUUUCGAUCCCAAGAAAAUUCGCACGCAAGUUUGAGUUGACAAAUGAAAGGCAAAUCGAAUCAUUAAUUUAUUGAUUACAGAAUUUCACUUACAUUUUUUAUAUAUGUUUUGAUUA
Messenger RNA from Phlebotomus argentipes, 737 nucleotides. It is a transcript of the gene DCTN6-p27, whose product is annotated as dynactin subunit 6. NCBI's taxonomy places the organism in Eukaryota, Metazoa, Arthropoda, Insecta, Diptera, Psychodidae. Bases 90 to 656 code for a protein of 188 amino acids. The transcript has 2 exons. Gene Ontology annotation, biological process: mitotic spindle organization. The record is from RefSeq and is a predicted model, not a curated record. Gene Ontology annotation, molecular function: dynein complex binding. Gene Ontology annotation, cellular component: dynactin complex.